CCACCGCGCUACUUUGCUGACCAUGACCAGGGGCACGCGAGUUAUGUCGACCGGCGGUCAAAGCGGCCCUCACGAUUCUGGAAGACAAUGAAAGACCCAACGACCUUGUUGCGUUCACCUUUCUUUGUAAGGUGUUCAAUGCGAUCGGAGAUGAUAUUAAUAUGUUGGCCAUUUUUUCCUGCGUGCGCACAUACAAGAACGAGUUUUCUACCAUCUCUUCAGAUUUCCCUCGCGAGCCUUCCGCAGCAGGUCUCGCAGCUGCUACUGACGCGGGGCAAGGGCGCACCGCAGCAGAGAAUAACGGUUCCCGGGAUGAUGCGAACUCGCGAUCCGUUGUGUCUGAGGAGCAAAGCAAUGCCAACGUCACAUCCAAUGCUCCAAUCAUCUCACGGUUCAGGAUGAAGGACUGGAUUCACGACGAUGACUUCCGACCGGCCACUUGCGAUGGACCCUGCGGUCGUAGAUUUUCGAAUUACGAUCAUCUACGUAUGUGCCGUCAGGACAUGUCGGAGCGUUGCAGCGAUUGCUUCGCUUUGCCUGACGGACAAGCUUGGGUAAGCCCGCUGUACCAUGUGACCGGCAAAUGCUCGCCACUGCACGACUUUUUCCAGUUCCCUCCCGUCACGACGCGAUUCAGGUAUGGCGAGAUAUUGGUGGAUGGGAAAGCGAUGGGCAUCGGAGAAUGGGUGGUCGGAAUCCGGAAACUCUUUGAUAUCGAAUGAAAGAGCAGACACGUCGACGAGCAUGGGAUGUUCGGAAUGUGAAAGUGAUCAAUACAUGGCGAGGAGCCCAGCCUGGUGGCACGAAAUAAUCCUCGCCCUCCUUUGCUCCUUUUCCUGCUCGAACUACCAAGAGCGAAGGCAUUG
Messenger RNA from Dissoconium aciculare CBS 342.82, 866 nucleotides. RefSeq lists its product as uncharacterized. The record is from RefSeq and is a predicted model, not a curated record. The transcript is spliced from 2 exons. NCBI's taxonomy places the organism in Eukaryota, Fungi, Ascomycota, Dothideomycetes, Mycosphaerellales, Dissoconiaceae. The coding region runs from base 162 to 722 and encodes 186 amino acids.